This is a messenger RNA of Theileria annulata, 585 nucleotides long. RefSeq lists its product as uncharacterized. Bases 1 to 585 code for a protein of 194 amino acids. NCBI's taxonomy places the organism in Eukaryota, Apicomplexa, Aconoidasida, Piroplasmida, Theileriidae. The record is from RefSeq and is a predicted model, not a curated record. The transcript has a single exon.
AUGAAGUUCGUUAUAUUAGCUUUACUUGCUUUGGCAUCUGGACUCCAUGCCGCAAAAUUAGACUUAAAGAACUUGGGAUUUGUCCUUUAUGGAAAGCAUGGUGAAGGUACUAAAACCACUGUUGCAGCCGGCAAAUGUCCACUCGGAGAGCUUCCUGACACUGUAUUCCUUCACAAGACCUUUCUUAAGGCAGGUAAAUUUUUCACAUGGGUCAGACCAGUACAUGCUAAAGUUGAUGAGGUAGUAUCUGGAUCACAUAAAGUUUGGAAAGCUGCUGCCGGUGAAGUACUUCUUGACUUGCACUUUGUAGGUAACAAGGAUUCUGAGAAGUUCCUCCACUUGGAACUUUUCCACCCAGCUGUAGGAUCACACCACUUAUUCCUUAAAUUCGCUGCCGGUGCUGUUCCUGGUGAUGGUGUUGUUCUUGGUAUGGGUGCCUUUGUAGUUGGUGUCCAUGGUCUAGUCAAAGAUCUCCAUUUACUUGAAGGACUUCCUGCUCAUCCACUUGUCCAUGCAUUGGCUGCACAUGCUGCACAUGUUCCUCAUAAAGUUGGUGUUGUUGCUGCCGAGGCUGGUGCUCUCUAA